Onychostoma macrolepis is the source of this 4029-nucleotide messenger RNA. It is a transcript of the gene klc3, whose product is annotated as kinesin light chain 3. Gene Ontology annotation, cellular component: membrane-bounded organelle; cytoplasm; kinesin complex. The transcript has 15 exons. Bases 394 to 1935 code for a protein of 513 amino acids. Gene Ontology annotation, biological process: axo-dendritic transport. The record is from RefSeq and is a predicted model, not a curated record. Gene Ontology annotation, molecular function: kinesin binding. NCBI's taxonomy places the organism in Eukaryota, Metazoa, Chordata, Actinopteri, Cypriniformes, Cyprinidae.
CGGUUUUCAUCUAAAAUAUCUUAAAUUGUGUUACGAAGACGAACAAAGCUUUUACGGGUUUGGAACGACAUGAGGGGCGCAGUUCAGGGCUUUGGAAGAUAGGUGGCCUGUGGUCGCUCGCAGCUCACGGCGCAGUCGCGGUAAAUGAACUGACGGAUCAGGUAAGCCCCGUCUGCGACGCAACAACAGGUGAAUGAAUGACCGCGACCGAGGCUCUGCUUGGCUGUUACAUCCUUUAAUCGCGACUACAUCAAGGAAAUAAAGAUGUAAUGUGGACUAUUUUAGUCGGUAUUGUCUGGCUGUAAGUUGGGACGCGUCGUGGCCACUUGUCCGAGUUACUGCAGCCAAAGGAGAUCUUGAUUUUAGUGUGAAUUAAGGGUCCGAGUGUCAGACAUGUUGUCAGGGGAGGAAAUCUUAUGCAGCACCCAGCAGGUGAUCGCAGGGCUGGAGGCUCUGCGUGGAGAGAACCGCACGCUGCUGGACAGUCUGCAGGAAACACUCCAGAGCCAGACCUCCAGCGAGAGCGGCAGCCUGGAGCAGGAGAAGACCAACAUCAUUUUACAGUCUCUGGAGAGGAUUGAACUGGGGCUAGGAGAGGCGCAAGUGAUGAUGGCGCUGUCAGCACACCUGGGCUCUUUGGAGGCAGAGAAGCAGAAGUUGCGUGCUCAGGUGCGGAGGCUGUGCCAGGAAAACCAGUGGCUGAGAGACGAGCUGGCCAGGGCCCAGCAGCAGUUACAGGAGCGGGAACAGGAAGUGGUUACUUUAGAGGAGCAGAACAGACACCUGCAGUUCAUGAGCAGCAUCCGCAAGUACGACCACGAAGAGCCACCUAUGGAGGAUAAAGAUUCUACUUCAGGGAAGGAGUCCCUUGAUGACCUCUUUCCUUCUGAAGAAGAGGAGCAAUCACACAUGUCUCAGCCACACAGUAGUGCCGCCGCUGCUGCCCAGCAGGGAGGAUAUGAGAUCCCUGCCCGCCUCCGAACUCUCCACAACCUGGUGAUCCAGUACGCCUCUCAGGGCCGCUAUGAGGUAGCUGUGCCGCUCUGCAAGCAAGCUCUGGAAGACCUGGAGAAAUCCUCAGGCCACAGCCAUCCGGAUGUUGCUACCAUGCUCAAUAUCCUGGCUUUAGUGUACAGGGAUCAAAACAAAUACAAGGAAGCGGCCAAUCUCCUGAAUGAUGCAUUGGCUAUUCGUGAGAAGACACUAGGCUUGGACCAUCCAGCAGUGGCAGCUACUCUGAAUAAUCUGGCUGUGUUGUAUGGAAAAAGAGGGAAGUAUAAAGAGGCAGAGCCACUGUGUAAAAGAGCUCUGGAGAUCAGAGAAAAGGUGCUUGGGACAGAUCACCCUGAUGUAGCCAAGCAGCUGAAUAACUUGGCCCUCCUAUGCCAGAACCAGGGCAAAUACCAGGAGGUGGAGCAGUACUAUGAACGUGCGCUGCACAUUUACCAGAGCCAGCUGGGUCCAGACGAUGCUAACGUGGCCAAGACCAAGAACAACCUGGCCUCCUGUUACCUCAAGCAGGGGAAAUACAGGCAAGCUGAGGCUCUUUAUAAAGAGAUUCUGACUCGUGCUCAUGAGAAGGAGUUUGGCUCAGUGGAGGGGGACGGCCGGCCGGUUUGGAUACAUACAGAGGAGGGAAGCUCAAGACAGGAUGGUCUGGGAAGUCUGAAGCGCAGUGGAUCGUUUACCAAGCUUCGGGAAUCCAUAAGACGAAGCAGCGAGAAACUUGUUCGGAAACUGAAAGGAGUUGGAACACAGGAAACAGCCCCUCGAGCUGCUGGGAUGAAGAGAGCCAAUUCUCUAAAUGUGCUUAAUGUGGGUCUCAAAGAAAGUCAAGAGGCUGCUAUGAAGCCCAAUAGGCUGACAGAUGCACGGGGUCUGAGUUCCAGCACGCAGAGUUUAGCACGCCGUGCAUCUCUGAGCGGUGACAGCUAACUUUCAGACACGCCAUAUGACAUCAGGACUGAUGCAGAGAUAUCAGCCUCACAUCUGACUGGUCUGUAAUGACUGCAAAGGUCAUAUGUGACAAUAAUAUGAGGAACAGUAUGUGACGAUGAAUGCACACACUUCAAAGCAGUCUGUCAAAGUGCUUCUGGAAAAGGAGAGCACACUUUGGCUUUACAAAAAUAUUUUUUACACUGUAAAAAAUCUGUUCAGUCUAUUCAUUUUUUAAAAGCCUGUUGCAAUAUAAAAUGUCACAGAAAUGUAUCAUUUAUUGCAUUUCAAAGAUAGGACCAUUACCACAGCCUUAGGCAGGGUGCAGUUUUUUUAAUAAAAGUGUGGUCACAUUUUUUUGCUCAGCAGAAUUUUGCAGGCAAAAUCCAGUCAUUUCAAUAGGAAUCCAUGCACUCAAAAAAAUUCCCCACUUAGGUUUCACUCAUGUUCAGGUUAGUCUCGCAAUUUUGCCACAUUGACCAACAGAAAGCUUUUGUUGUGAAAGUCUCUAUUUUGUAAGCCUAAUUCAUUGCUGCAUUAUAGACAAUGGACAUUUUUUUGCCUGCUUAAUUUCUCCAAAAUUUUACUAAUGUGACUGCACUUUACCACUGUUUACUUAGAAAAUUGUAGCAAUAUGUGACAUACAUUCCAUGUCCUCACACUACCAUGCAAUAGAAUUAUAGUAUUGGAAUUGAACAAUUUGCACUUAAGGGAUAGUUCACUCAAAUUCUGUCAUUAAUUACUCACCCCCGUAAGACCUUCGUUCAUCUUCAGAACACAAAUUAAGAUAUUUUUGAUGAACACUGCAUAGACAGCAAUGCAACUGAAACGUUCCCAGGCCCAGAAAGUUAGUUGUUAAAAUGGUACAUGUGACAUCAGGGGUCUCAUUUAUAAAGCUUGCGUACGCUCAGAUUUGAUCUUAUAGUGUGCGUACGCUUAAAUCCACGUUAAGAACUGUCUUUGGCGUGGAAAAGUGCUUAGCGUCAUGUCAGGGUCUGAGCAGAUGUACUGCAGGUUUUUGGAAAUGUAAGCUGUUCUUGCAGCUCGCUGUUCUAAGUUAAAGAAUUUGGAAGAUGACUGGUGAUCUUUUACAUGUUAAUGACAUUAAUUAGGAGUCGUUUACAAGGCAGAGAACUGAAACCAUUCAGUUAUGUGCAAGUUCAAGAUCAUUUGCGAUUCAUACAUUUCACAUCUGACAGAGACGCAUACGUGUGUUUUCUGUACGUACGUUCAUUUUAUGCAUCACACGUACGCAUAUUUGAGAAAUGAUCGUAAGAUCAAUUUUAGUAUGGUUUCGCACAACAUUUUAUAAAUGAGGCCCCAGUUGCUCAAAGUACUUUGAGAAUACUUUUUGUGUGCAGAACGACAUUAGGGUGAGUAAUUAAUGACAGAAUUUUCAUUUUUGGGUGAACUAUCCCUUUAAUUCUUCUUAUCGCUUCUAAAUGCUCUUAACUCAAAAAUUCCUAAUGAAUGGUCAUCCAUGAUGUUACAUUCCAAGAUGAAUGUAAGACAUACUAUUGUACAUACUAAUUUGUAUGUUUCUAUGAGUUAAUAUCAACCAGUUGUGGUACAUACUUGUGCCUAUAAUAUAAGGGACUUUUGAUUUUUCAAUUUCAAGCACAUGUACUUUAUAUUUAUGCAUGCUGUGCUUUUGCUUUAGUUUAAGCACUUCUCAACACAAUAAGAAGGAUUUUACAUGUGCAGAAUUUCAGGGUACAAGGCUAAUAUACAGUAUAUAACUUGAAUCUUGCUAGUGGAUGUAGUUACUGAGAGGUUAGGCAUCAAAGGAGCUGCUACAUAAUCUAAACAGUUGUACAUUCUAUAUUGUUGAAUCAUGUUACAUAUUCCGUGGGCUUAGGGAGUAUAUUUAUAUACUGAAUGUUGCUGAUGAACCAAAUAAAAUUGUUCUACCUCUGUUAAAAUCAACAUGUGUGAAUAGUGUUUUCAGAUAAUUAGGUGGUUGACAGCUGAUACGGCCCAAUCAAUAGCUGGUAUGCAACUCCUGGUGACCUCCAGUAGUUUAAAUUAGUGUGCUUGUGUGCCCACUGCAGCUGGUUUUGAGAGUAUGUUUCUCUUCAAACAGUAAAGAAUGAC